AUGGGCCUCUUAAAAUCAAUCUCCAUUUCCAUUUUCGUUUUUUCUCUUGCUUCCCUUUUCUUCCACUACACUCGUGCAGCUACAUUUGUAAUCCGUAACAAUUGUCCCUUCACAGUCUGGGCUGCUGCUGUACCUGGAGGCGGCAUGCAGCUCAACAAUGGCCAAACUUGGACCAUCAACCCUGGUGCGGGCACUAAAGGGGCCCGAAUUUGGGCUCGAACAGGUUGCAACUUCGACGGCUCCGGCUCCGGCCGCGGUCAUUGUCAAACAGGAGAUUGCAAUGGGCUACUUCGGUGUCAAGCAUAUGGUGUACCACCUAACACUCUAGCUGAAUACGCCCUCAACCAAUUCAAUAACUUGGACUUCUUCGAUAUAUCCCUUGUUGAUGGGUUUAACGUGCCAAUGGAUUUUAGUCCCACCGGUGGUUGCGCCCGUGGAAUUCGUUGCACUGCCGACAUUAAUGGCCAAUGUCCGAAGGAGUUGAAGGCACCUGGCGGCUGUAACAACCCAUGCACUGUAUUCAAGACAGACCAAUACUGUUGCAACUCUGGCAACUGUGGCCCCACAAACUAUUCUAAGUUUUUCAAGGUUAGGUGUCCCGAUGCAUAUAGUUACCCUAAAGAUGAUCAAACUAGCACAUUUACUUGUCCCGGGGGAACUAAUUAUCGAGUUGUCUUUUGCCCUUGA
Molecule: messenger RNA, 687 nt
Organism: Fraxinus pennsylvanica
Lineage: Eukaryota; Viridiplantae; Streptophyta; Magnoliopsida; Lamiales; Oleaceae
Source: the annotation of a GenBank genome assembly